GUAGUUCCGGUUCCGGUUCCGGUGUUUACGUUGAGCCUGUUCGUGUCCUCGUGGACGUCAGAGACGAUCACGCGCAGAGAUGUCGUCUGGACUCCUGCAGCCUCCUGGAGGAGAACAGCUGUGUGUCUUCCUGCUGGGAGACGAAGGAGAGGAGGAGAGGAGGAGGAGGAGGAAGGAGGUGGGCUGUCAGUGGGAGAGUCCGGAGGAGGAGAGGAGGGAGGUGGGCUGUCAGAGCGACUCAGCAGAGAGGAGGGACGCUGCUGUUCAGGUGGACCUGCUGACUCAGCAGAUCAGCUGGAGACACACAGGUUCGUCUGCAAUGCUGCUGCAGUGUUUUGCAGUCCGACCUGAUGGACCAGAUGGAGGCGCUCUGCUGCAGCACUGCACCACCAACCGAACCAGAACCAGAACCAGAACCAGACCCAUCAAACCCACCCAUUCCAGGUCCCAGAGGAGGCCGCCACCUCAGAGGUCUCACAAGGGUCCUUCUAAGCGUCGCUACCGCCGCGUGUCACCGGUUACUGACAUCAUCCAACAGGAGGAAGUGGAGGAGGAGGUGGACGAGGUGGACGAGGUGGAGGACGAGGAGGACGAGGAGGACAAGGAGGAGGACACAGGUGAUCCCACCUGGACUCCACCUGAGGGAGCUGUGAACUCUCACCCGUCUGCCUCGGCUCUGGAGGAGGUCCAGCUGGACUCAGACUCCCAGCAUGCACCUCUGGGUGCGGUGAAGCUGGAGCCCGAAAGCACCGUGUGUGAUGUUUGUGGUAAAGUGAUGAAGAACAAGUCGAGUCUGGCCCGACACUCCUUCAUCCACACAGGCAAGAAGCCAUACGCCUGCCACCUGUGCGAGCUCCGCUUCAACCGCCGCGACAACCUGCAGCACCACCUGAGCCGGCUGCACCCCAACGGUGUCGCCAAGCUGGAGAAGCAGCGCCAGGUUCAGGCCUGGCUGUGCGCCGUCUGCGGCAAAACCUUCAGCUGCAGGUCCCGGCUCAAGACCCACGAGGUCAUCCACUCCGGGGUCAAACCUCACUGCUGUGACCUCUGCCCCAAAGCCUACAUGAGGACCAACGACCUGGAGCACCACAAGAAGAUCGCCCACGCCGACGGCGCCGCCGACUCGCAGCCGCCCAGCUCGCUGCUCUGCGACCUCUGCGGCAAAGAGUUCAAAUGCCGGUCUCAGCUGGCGGUCCACUUCCAGACCCACACCGGGGAGCGGCCGCACCUCUGCGACGUCUGCGGCCGCAAGUUCGGCCGCCAGUACCAGCUCAAACGACACAAGAUCCUGGUGCACGCCAACCAGUCCGACGGCGAGGAGAACCCGCCGCCCAGCUCGCCGUUCGCCUGCGCCGUCUGCGGUAAGCGUCUUAAGUCUGAGGCGCUGCUCUCCGCUCACUCCCGCAUCCACUCUGGGGACAAGCCUCACCGCUGCGGCGUCUGUCUGCGCGGCUUCCAGCGCGCCACCUGCCUGAAGCAGCACCACCUGCGCGUCCACCUGAGGGUGAAAGUCAACGAGGCGUCGCGCGCCGCGAGGCGCCGGAGGGGCGCAGCGCCGGUCAAGGCGUUCCCGUGCCUGAUCUGCUGCAAGGUCUUCAGAUUCAAGUCUCUGCUGGCGAGUCACUCACUGAUCCACAGCGACAACCGGCCGUACGGCUGCGACUUCUGCAGCCGCAGCUUCCGGCGCCUCAGCCACCUGAAGCGUCACCGCGAGGUCGUCCACGCCAACGGGGCGCGCCCGCCGCAGACCUUUGUCUGCCACAUCUGUGGCAAAGACAAGAAGUGCCGCUCGCAGCUCGCCAGACACGUCAUCAUCCACACCGGCGAGCGUCCUUUUGCCUGCGACCUCUGCGCCGCAGGCUUCAACCGCCGCGGGAACCUGCAGCAACACAGGAAGCGCAUGCACGGCGUGGGGGCGGAGCCCGCCGAGGAAGCCCCGCCCAUCCUGUUUGACGACGACAUGACGCCCGCUCUGACCUACAAACAGGAGGAGACGGUGGUGGCCGUCGACGUAGAGCUCCUCCCUGAACGCGCUCAGUCCUCCUGACCUUUGACCCUGCAGCUCUGAGGUUCUGCAGACGGACACAUUAGUCUGACAGAACGCUGGUAGAACCUUCUAGAACCUCAGAGGUUCUGCAGACGGACACAUUAGUCUGAUAGAACGCUGGUAGAACCUACUAGAACCUCAGAGGUUCUGCAGACAGACGCUUCCUGCUUGUCCUCAAGUUCCAUUAUGUUCUGUGUCUUUAAUAAAGAUGUGAUCGAUCAGAGAUCAAUAAUCAUCUCCCACCUCUGAGGCUCUGUGUCCACAUCUAACCCUGGAGGGAGAGCUCCUGCUCCUCCUUCUGCUCCUCCUCCACCUCCUUCUCCUCCUAUGCUCCUCCUACUACUCCAACUCCUACUCCUCCUCUGCUCCUCCUACUACUCCAACUCCUACUCCACCUCCUCCUUCUCCUCCUCUGCUCCUCCUACUCCACCCCCUCUCCUCCUACUCCACCUCCUUCUCCUCCGCUCCUCCUACUACUCCAACUCCUACUCCACCUCCUACUCCUCCUCUGCUCCUCCUACUACUCCAACUCCUACUCCACCUCCUCUCCUUCUCCUCCUACUCCACCUCCUUCUCCUCCUCUGCUCCUCCUACUCCACAUCCUUCUCCUCUGCUCCUCCUCCUCUGCUCCACCUCCUCUGCUCCUCCUAUUCCACCUCCUUAUCCUCCUCUGCUCCUCCUUCUCCUCCUCCUCCUCCUCUGUUCCUCCUAUUCCACCUCCUUCUCCUCCUCUGCUCCUCCUAUUCCACCUCCUGCUCCUCCUACUCCACCUCCUUAUCCUCCUCUGCUCCUUUUCCAGCUCCCUCUUCCCUAACUCCUCCUUUCCUCCCCCUCCUUUUCUUUUCCACCUUCCUCUUUUCUUCUCUCCUUUCCUUCCCCUCCAUUCCUUUUCAGACUCCCUCUCUCUUCUCUCCUUCCCUAACAUCUCCUUUCCUUGUCUCCUUCCAUAAUAUCUCCUCUCCUUCCCCUCCUCCUUACCUUUUCCACCUCCCUGUUCCCUUCUCUCCUUUUCCUACUCCUCCUUUCCUUUUCGGUCUCCCUCUUUCCUUCUCUCCUUCCCUAACAUCUCCUUGCCUUCUCUCCUUACCUAACUCCUCCUUUCCUUCCCCUCCUGCUUUCGUUUCCCACCCCCUUCUCUCCUUCCCUAACUCCAUUCCUUUUCCUCCUCUGAAGGUUGUUUCUUUAGAGUCCCCGUUCUGUUUAUUAUCGGCCAAUCACA
Molecule: messenger RNA, 3266 nt
Organism: Anoplopoma fimbria (sablefish)
Lineage: Eukaryota; Metazoa; Chordata; Actinopteri; Perciformes; Anoplopomatidae
Product: zinc finger protein 497-like
Exons: 4
Coding region: 80-2047 (655 amino acids)
Biological process (GO): regulation of DNA-templated transcription
Molecular function (GO): DNA-binding transcription factor activity, RNA polymerase II-specific; RNA polymerase II cis-regulatory region sequence-specific DNA binding
Source: RefSeq, a predicted model, not a curated record